Miscanthus lutarioriparius is the source of this 750-nucleotide messenger RNA. Lineage: Eukaryota; Viridiplantae; Streptophyta; Magnoliopsida; Poales; Poaceae. The record is from the annotation of a GenBank genome assembly.
AUGUGCCUGGCGGCGGGCGUGGACUUCAUCGACCUUGACGAGUGCGCGCGCCGCGGCGUGGUCGUCGCCAACUCCGGCAGCGUGUUCUCCGCCGACGUCGCCGACCACGCCGUCGGCCUGCUCAUCGACGUGCUCCGCCGCGUGUCGGCCGCCGAGCGGUUCGUCCGCCGCGGCCUCUGGCCGGUGCAGGGAGGCCACCCGCUCGGCUCCAAGAUCGGUGGCAGGCGUGUCGGCAUCAUCGGCUUGGGGAACAUCGGUUCACAAAUCGCAAAGAGACUCCAAGCUCUCGGCUGCAUCGUCUGCUACAACUCUAGAACGCCCAAGGACUCGGUCCCUUACAGAUACUUCACCAACGUUCACGACCUCGCGGUGGAAUCCGACGUGCUCGUCGUCGCGUGCGCGCUGAACAAGGCGACGCGGCACAUCGUCGGCAAGGACGUCCUGGAGGCGCUAGGAAAGGACGGGGUCGUCGUGAACAUCGGCCGCGGCGCGAACGUCGACCAGGCGGAGCUGGUCAGGGCGCUGAAGGAGGGCAGGAUCGCAGGUGCCGGUCUCGAUGUGUUCGAGAACGAGCCCGGAGCGCCGGGCGAGCUCUUCUGCAUGGACAAUGUCGUGAUGACGCCUCAUGUGGCGGUUUUCACGGCGGAGUCCAUGUCCGACCUGCGCGACCACGUCGUUGCUAACCUUGAAGCCUUCUUCUCCGGUCAGCCGUUGCUUACGCCGGUGCUUCCCCACUCACCGGUAAAUUAG